Molecule: messenger RNA, 252 nt
Organism: Cyclospora cayetanensis
Lineage: Eukaryota; Apicomplexa; Conoidasida; Eucoccidiorida; Eimeriidae
Product: general transcription and DNA repair factor IIH subunit rtf-1-like
Exons: 3
Coding region: 1-252 (83 amino acids)
Biological process (GO): transcription initiation at RNA polymerase II promoter; nucleotide-excision repair
Cellular component (GO): transcription factor TFIIH core complex
Source: RefSeq, a predicted model, not a curated record
AUGGUGGUCGCCAUUAAGGGUGUCGUCGUGCAAUGCGACCCACCAACGAUGGAAAUUUUGCUACAACUGAAUGAGACACGCGGAUUUGUCAUUGAAGUUCUCAGUGGCGAAUUCGUUCUCUGUUCAGAAAACGUUUGUGAAUUUCUCGAGGAAGAAGUAACUCGCCGUCUUGAGCUUGCAGAACGGCCCUUGGUGGAUAUGGUGAAGGAAAAGCAGAGGCAGGGCACAACUGAGGAGGUUGCGGAGUCAUAG